Molecule: messenger RNA, 2578 nt
Organism: Tricharina praecox
Lineage: Eukaryota; Fungi; Ascomycota; Pezizomycetes; Pezizales; Pyronemataceae
Product: P-loop containing nucleoside triphosphate hydrolase protein
Exons: 7
Coding region: 464-2521 (685 amino acids)
Molecular function (GO): ATP binding; ATP hydrolysis activity
Source: RefSeq, a predicted model, not a curated record
CCCUUCCUCCCGACACACUUCACCCCACACGCGGAUGUGCUUGUUGCAGAUAUCCUUGUUUCUGGUGAAUGUUCUUCUUGGCCAUCUCGAAAUGGAGAAAAUUGCUUUUACCAUACACUCUUGGCGUCUGUGGGUCCUCCUACAUUCGACGGAAACUAACUGUGUAGAUACCGCCUUCGCUGCAAAACAGAUCAUACGUUCGAGUCACAGGCGCUUCAGAGCCUCCAGCUUCAUCGGCUCCUCAAGGCUCAACUAGGCCUCCAGCUUCAUCGGCUCCUCAAGGCUCAACUAGGCCUCCAUAUCCCAUCACAACAAUCAGAAUGCACCCCGAUUCCGAACCCCCAUCGGUGCGGCUGAAGUGCUUCAAAGGCACCGCAAGUUAUCAUUACAUCAGUGGAGCUCUGCGUAUUUGAACGGCAGACCUCUAACUACAGGCAGCUAUCCUCACUGCAAUCCCCCAAACAUGGCGGCCAACAACAGCACUCCUCCAAAUGACAAUCCCAUGGCUAAACCAACUGUCGGCAGCCUGUGCGAGCUGAUGAUACUAGACCACCGAUACGACAAAAACGGCAAGUUGACAGUGGUUCCGAAGCGCGAUAACCCGGAGGCGAAAGCAGCCUCUGCGUUCUCCGAGCAUGCUCUAGUACAUCGAAGGAUUUUCAAUGUCAAGCAGGAGCUCGUCUCCACUAAAGUCGAGAUCAACUCUCCAUUCAUCCUUCGAGUUCUCUCCGAGAUUGUCAAGUACUAUCCCGCCCAUCCUGAGCAAUUCACCGAGUCCUUGACCAUCGAAUCCCCGUUCAAGCUGCUGUAUCAUCAUUGGCAAGAACUGGCAGACUAUCGAAAGAAUGCCGACGACGAAACGAUCAUGCAUCUCAGAUUUCUACUAGCUUUUAUGGACAGCGAACUACAAGAUGACAAGAAGAAGGCAGAGAGACUUGUGGCAGCCGGCCACAUUUCCUUUUCGCUUUUGUGGACCAUCUUCCGACCGGGCUCUCUCGUGCUGCGGGGCGACAAGCCUGAGAACUCACAGUUGUUCCGACUCGAACAGACGGAGUACGAACAAGACAGCGAGGGAAGAUAUCUUAGUCUCACUACGAGCCGUACCAAUUACGAUGGGAUAGACACUGGCCGCGAGGGCGAGAUUAUCGAGCUCCGCGAGAGCAAUAUCGGUCGAGCCCAAGUGAUUACCAGAUUGGAUGCGUAUCCUUUGACCUUCGCCAAAGACCAGGAAGGCAUGAUCGACAGGAUGACUAAACGAGGCGAACAUUUCAUGGCGCUGCGAGGAAUACAUGUUCGGCGCUAUAGAGGACAGCUACAGCUACUACACAAGCCACCACUAGAGUUCUUUUCUCCGGAAAGAAAACACUACGCAGGAACCUUCAACCCACAUACAAUCCAAGGCCGAAUCAUAGUAGACACCAAAACCUUCAUAGAGGAGAGUCCUUACUAUGAUCCCUAUCUUUUCGAAGACGAGCUGCAGGCCGAAGAAGAAACUCCAAAUGGUUCCAUGACGAGCCACAUCAUUAGGUUUUGGCCAAGCAAUGAUCCUAUGCUCUGUCCUCCGUGGGUUCUGGGCUUCUGUCCUUCUUUGAAGCAGUGGGGUAGAUUCUAUAUCGACCGGAUCGAGGACGCAAAUUGGAAUCCGAAUUCCUUUGACACACUUAUUUUGCCUGAUGAACCAAAGCGGGUCAUCCGCUGUUUGGUCUCAUCCCACCAGUACCCCAAUGAUGGUGCAAGAGAUCAACAGGACCUCAAAGGAAAGGGCCUCGUCGUAUUGCUUCAUGGAUCUCCCGGAACAGGCAAAACACUCACGGCUGAAUCCGUGUCCGAAUAUACGAAACGCGUACUCAUCGUCAUUUCGAGCGGUGAGCUUGGCUCUACGGUGUCACAUAUCGACCAGAACCUGAGGAUGUUUCUACAGUACGCGGCAUUGUGGAAAGCCAUCGUACUGAUCGAUGAAAGUGACGUCUUUCUGGAAGCAAGGCUGACCGGUGUCUCCAACCGGUUAGAGCAGAAUAGUCUGGUUGCCGUCUUCCUACGCCAUCUAGAAUACUUCCAAGGAAUCAUCUUCCUCACCUCAAAUCGCGGCAGCGGCUUCGACCCUGCAAUCAAGUCUCGCAUCCACCUUUUACUCCAGUUCGCUCCCCCCGACCACGUCACACGGCGAGCACUAUGGAGCCAAAUGCUCCAACGACUUUCCCCCGACGAAUUCGACAUCGAUCUGGAGGAUGCACUUCGGAUAGUGCAGCAUGCCAAGAUGAACGGCCGCGAGAUUGCAAACGCGGUGAACACCAUCCGAACUCUGGCAAGAGAGGAGCAGAAGAAGAUCUCCGAGGAGCACUUUGUCAUGUUCUUGGAGGUGUGGGAGUGUUUUGAUAAUGUGCAGCAGGUAGGGAAGGGAACGAUCGGAAAGGGCGGGAAAGAAAUGAGGAACACGGAGGUGAAGCAGGUCUGUUCGGAGUGUGGAUGUAAUUGCAAGGAGGUUGCGACUAUGCUGGUGAGAAGGGGAAGCCUGUUGUAAUUUCAUUUGGCCUAGGUAUCUAGAUGUCGUCAAUAAGAUGGAGCCGUUUUGCGUGCC